Messenger RNA from Engraulis encrasicolus (European anchovy), 9356 nucleotides. RefSeq names its product fibronectin 1b (gene fn1b). NCBI's taxonomy places the organism in Eukaryota, Metazoa, Chordata, Actinopteri, Clupeiformes, Engraulidae. Gene Ontology annotation, molecular function: integrin binding; extracellular matrix structural constituent; proteoglycan binding. The transcript is spliced from 48 exons. Gene Ontology annotation, cellular component: extracellular region. Bases 209 to 8368 code for a protein of 2719 amino acids. Gene Ontology annotation, biological process: heart development; cell-substrate junction assembly; cell-matrix adhesion. The record is from RefSeq and is a predicted model, not a curated record.
UCCAUCGUCCUAGCACAGUUGCCGCCCGGUGGAGGCUGCGCAACUUUAACAGAAGGCAGCAGUUAAAAUCAAAAACGGGUCGGAAGUAAUAAUUUAAAAGCCCUCCACAAGACUGCCUUCUUUUCGGGCAAAGCAAGCAACCCUGACAUAAAAGUAGUGGAGAGGAAUUGUUCAAGUUUUUUUUAAGUCUCCGACACCUGAAGGAAAAAUGACAAAGGGUCCCGUAGCGGGGCUGUUGGUCGCGCUGUGCAUAGGCACGGCCGUCCAUUGUCUGCCCAAGACUUCGGAAAGAGCAAAAAGGACGGUAGGACAGCAACGAGUUGUCCCUGAGCUGGAUGAUCCUGGAAACCUUCCAUUUACCUCAUCCGACUGCACGGAUAACGGUCGUUCUUAUAGAAUAAACGACCAGUGGGAACGGACAUAUCUGGGCAACACACUGCUCUGCACUUGUGAGGGUGCUGCAGGAAUUAAAUGCGUAACGAAGCCCGCAGCUGAAGAAACCUGCUUAGACAAGUACAACCAGCGGUCGUACCGAGUUGGCGAGACAUACGAGCGUCCAAAGGAUGGCAUGAUCUGGGAUUGCACCUGCAUCGGAUCUGGAAGAGGCAAAAUUAGCUGCACCAUCGCCAAUCGCUGCCAUGAAGGUGGAAACUCGUACAAAAUUGGGGACACUUGGAGGAGACCGCACGACACAGGAAACUACAUGUUGGAGUGCGUGUGCUUGGGCAAUGGAAAGGGAGAGUGGACUUGCAAACCAGUCGCCGAGCGUUGCUAUGACAAUGCCUUGGGAUCCUCCUAUGUGGUUGGGGAGACCUGGGAGAAGCCGUACCAGGGGUGGAUGAUCGUGGACUGCACAUGUCUGGGAGAGGGCAAUGGCCGCAUCACCUGCACUUCCAGAAACCGUUGCAAUGACCAGGACACAAGGGCAUCUUACCGCAUUGGCGACUCCUGGACCAAGACUGAUGCCGAGGGACAUGUUCUGCAGUGUCUGUGCACUGGAAAUGGACGCGGAGAGUGGAAAUGCGAGAGGCACAGCUCCAGCAGCAGCACUCUUGGUGCGGUUGGAAGGCCCCAGGUGAGGCCUGCGGUGAACCAGCCCAACGCCCUGCCCGAGGCCCCCGAAGAGGGCACCUGCACCUCCAUGUCCGGCACCACCUACUACCUGGGCAUGCGUUGGAUCAGGACGCAGGGCAGCAAGCAGAUGCUGUGCACGUGCCUCGGCAACGGAGUGAGCUGCGAGGAGUAUGAGGGCCAGUCUCUUGUGUACGGCGGUAACUCAGAUGGAAAGCCAUGCGCCUUCCCCUUCGUCUUCAACGGCAAGACCUACUACUCCUGCACCUCGGAGGGACGCUCUGACGGGCAGCUGUGGUGCAGUACCACCUCCGACUACGACACCGACGCACAGUACUCCUUCUGCACGGAGAAGAACUCUCUGGUGGCGACCCGUGGUGGCAACUCCAACGGAGCCUUCUGUGAAUUCCCUUUCGUCUACAAUGGCCGCAACUACACCGACUGCACCGCUGACGGUCGCCGUGACGGCAUGAAGUGGUGCGGCACCACCACCAAUUACGAUGGCGAGCGCAAGUUUGGCUUCUGCCCCAUGGCUGCCCAUGAGGAGGUGUGCACCACCAGCGACGGCGUCAUGUACCGCGUGGGUGACGAGUGGGACAAGCGCCACGACGUGCUGGGUCACAUGAUGCGCUGCACGUGCAUGGGGAACAACCGCGGAGAAUGGAGCUGCAUCGCUCACUCUCAGCUCAGAGACCAGUGCAUUGUGGACAGCCUGACCUACGACGUGAACCAGCAGUUCAGCAAGCGCCACAACGAGGGCUACAUGAUGAACUGCACCUGCUUCGGCCAGGGCAGGGGCCGCUGGAAGUGCGACGCCAUUGACCAGUGCCAGGAGCCCGAGACCAAAGUGUACUACCAGAUCGGAGAGUCCUGGGACAAAGUCAUCCAUGGAGCUCGCUACAGGUGCUACUGCCAUGGCAACGGACUCGGAGAACACGCCUGCGAACCCCUACAGUCCGGUGUGCGUGGCCCAGUCAGGGUGAUCAUCACGGAGGCCGGUACCGAGCCCAACUCCCACCCCAUCCAGUGGAACCCUCCCCCCUCAGCACACAUCAUCCAGUACAUCCUCAAGUGGAGAGUGAAAAACACCCAGAGGCCAUGGAGGGAGGCCAAGAUCCCAGGACACCUGAACUCAUACACCAUCUCUGGCCUGAAGCCCGGCCUCACCUACGAGGGCCAGCUCAUCAGCAUCCUGAGACAGGGAAGUCGGGAGGUCACCCGCUUCGACUUCACCACCACCUAUGGAACAUUGAACACGGCCGAGGGAGAGAACGCCGGGCUGCCCGGUCCCGACGUGGUGGUUCGCGACGAGUCCGUGACGGAGAUCACCUCCAACAGUUUCGUCAUCUCCUGGGUGUCCGCCUCCGACACCAUCUCUGGCUUCAGGGUGGAGUACGAGCUGAGCGAGACUGGAUCCACGCCCAUGACCCUUGAGCUUCCCAACACCCAGAACUCUGUGACCAUCAAUGACCUUCUGCCCGGUCGCCGCUACAACGUCCGCGUGCACGAGCUCUCGCCCGAGGGAGAUUCGAACCUGAUCCUCACCACCACCCAGACCACCGCUCCUGAUGCUCCAGCAGAGCACUCCAUCGGAGACAUCGGAGAGACGGCCAUCGUCAUCAGCUGGACCAAGCCCCUGGCUCCCAUCACUGGUUACCGUGUGGUCUACACGCCAUCCCUGGAGGGCCAAAGCCAACCAUCCACGGAGCUCAUCCUCCCCGAGACCGCCACCGAGGUGACCCUGGGCGACCUUCGACCCGGCGUGCUGUACAACAUCAGCAUCUACUCUGUGGAGGAGGACAUGGAGAGCGAGCCCGUCUUCGUGCAGGUCACCACCGCUGGAGACUCCACACCUGAGGAAGUCCAGGCCCCCACGGACCUGCAGUUCUACGAGGUGUCGGACGUGAAGAUCGUCAUCACCUGGGUGGGUCCACCAGAGGAGGUGUCGGGCUACCGCAUCGCCUACACGCCCGUCGGCGAGGACGGCGCCACGCCCCAGAGGCCCCUGCAGCUGCCCAUCACCCGCAACGCCUACGCCGAGAUCACACACCUGCAGCCCGGAACCCUCUACCGCUUCUACAUCUACACCAUCAACCAGGGCGCCGAGAGCCAGCCGCUGGUUGGAGAGCAGUCAACUAAGCCUGACACCCCCACCGGCCUGCGUUUCGAUGACAUCACGGAGGACAGCGCCCUGCUGAUCUGGUCGGCCCCCAGGGCCACGGUGACGGGCUACCGCGUCUUCCUGAUCGUGGAGGGCUCCACGCCCAAGCAGCAGCGCAUCCCUGGUCACGUGACACAGUAUCGCCUCAGCAACCUGCGGCCCGACACCGACUACACCGUGCGUCUGCACUCGGAGCAGGGCAACACCAUCAGCGAGGGCGUCGACAGCAUCUUCACCACCUCCCCAGCCAUGGGCAGUGCCCCACGCUUCAGCACUGACGUCACCGACACGGCCAUCACCAUCUCCUGGACCCCCGUGCCUCGCUUCAGCUACAGGAUGUCGGUGAAGCCGAGCCAGGGCGGAGAGGCUCCCCGCGACGUGACCUCUGACCUCGGCAGCAUCAUCAUCUCCGGCCUGACCCCCGGGACCGAGUACAUCACCAGUGUCCAGCCCAUCGUCAACGGCCGCAAGCAGGGCAACCCCAUCACCAGCCGCGUCACCACCUCUCUCUCUCCACCCACUGACCUGAACCUGGUCUCCAACCCAGACAAUGGCGACCUCACUGUGAAGUGGAUCCCCUCCAGAACACCCGACCUCACUGGCUACAGAGUGACGUGCAACCCCACCAACGGCCAGCGCGGCAACUCCCUGGAGGACAAUCUGGGCCCCAGGCAGAACUCCUACACGCUGGAGAACCUGAGCCCGGGCGUGGAGUACAACGUCAGCAUCUUCGCCGUCAAGGACCAGCUGGAGAGCGAGCCCGUCUCCACCACCGUCACCCAAGACGUGCCCCGGCUAAGCGAUGUGUCCUUCGUGAAUGUCAGUGACACCACUAUCGGCCUGAGGUGGACCCCUCUAAAGCUGCCCACCGUAACGGGCUACCACAUUAAGGUCACCGCGGUCGGUGAGCGUACGCCUCUCCUCGAGGACAUGCUCGACAACACCGCCGACUAUUACACAGUCCGCGGGCUGGAGCCCGGCAUCGAUUAUGACAUCAGCGUCACCGUGGUGACGGAAGGAGGAGAGGGCGAACCGUCGACUGUCACGCAGCAAACGAGGCCCAGACUUGCUGUUCCUGCACCCACAAACCUGCACUUUGACGAGGUGGGCGCCACCACCAUGCGCGUGUCCUGGACCAUCCCCCGCACCUCCGACAUCACCCGCUCGGUCAUCCGCUACCAGCCCAUCGAGGACAGCCACAUGCAGGAGGUCAACGUGGGACGCACCACCGACACCUUCGUCCUGCAGAACCUGAAGCCAAACACAGAGUACGUGGUGAACGUGGUGUGUGUGUAUGACGACCACGAGAGCGAGCCCGUCACCGGCACCCAGAGAACAACGCUGGACUCCCCAUCCAACCUGGCCUUCACGGAGAUCACCUCCAACUCCUUCACGGUGCACUGGAGCGCUCCGCUGGCCCGCAUCAACGGCUACCGCCUGCGCUACCAGCCCGUGUCCGGCGGCCGCUUCAAGGACGAGCGCCUGCCGCCCACCAGGACCCAGUUCACCCUCACCAACCUGCUGCCCGAGACCGAGUACGACAUCUACAUCUUCGCCAUCAGCGGCCGCGACGAGAGCCAGCCCCUGCAGGGACGCCAGGCCACCGUCACUGAGGCGCCAACCAAUCUGGAAGUGACUCGCUCCACCCCCAACAGCAUCACCAUCACCUGGGACCACCCACCUGUCACCGUGCGCUACUACAGAAUCACACACGGAGAAGCAGGCGAGAACCCAACUAACGAGUUCACGGUGCCCGGAACUCAGUCGACAGCCACCAUUGACAACCUGCAGCCCAACACCGAGUACACCAUCACCGUCUACGCCGUCACCGGCAGAGGGGACAGCCCCGCCUCCAGCACGCCCAUCUACGUCACCCACCGCACCCAGACCACCAAUGGACGCCCUAGUAAUGUUCCGUCUCCUUCCGCCGUGGACGUGACGGACGUGCAAGACAACGCCUUCACGGUGCACUGGAGCCCCGCCAGGGGACCCAUCACCGGCUACAAGGUCACCGGAGCCCCCAAGGACGGAGUGGGACCCACCUUCUCUGAGGUGGUUGGCCCUGAGACCACCAAGAUGACUCUUACCGGCCUGACGCCCAAUGUGGAGUACGUCGUGAGUGUCCAGGCCAUUGGCAAGGAUGGGGUUAGCACGCCUGUGGUUGACAGGGCCACUACCGUUGGCAGCGUUGACCAGCCGACCGACCUUUCCUUCACCGACGUCGGCACCACGUCUCUGCGCGUCUCCUGGGACGCCCCCACCACGCGGGUGACCUACUACCGGGUGCUGUACACCAGCCCACUAGAGGGCGAGCGCGAGCUGUACCCUGCUCCCCGCGGCACGGACACCAGCGCCGUCAUCCCCAACCUCAGCCCCAACACCGAGUACACCAUCAAGGUCAUCCCCGUACAGGGCCGCACGCCCCUCCCCACCCUGCUGGGCAAGCAGGCAACUAGGGGACCAACAGCAGUUGGCAGCGGUGACCGCCCCACGGACCUGUCCUUCACCGACGUGGACACCAACUCCCUGCGCGUGUCCUGGGAGACGCCGAGCGGCGGUCGCGUGACCUCGUACCGCGUGCUGUACACCAGCCCCGAGGAGGGCCAGCGGGAGCUGUACCCUGCCCCCCGCGGCACAGACAACACCGCCUUCAUCCCCAACCUGAGGCCCAACACCGAGUACACCAUCGAGGUCAUCCCCGUGCAGGGACGCACCCCGCUCACCAAGCUGCUGGGCAAGCAGGCCACCCGGGGACCCAUCGCUGGCAGCGGUGACCACCCCGACCUGACGGAUCUGACCUUCACCAACGUGGGCACGACCUCUCUCCACAUCAGCUGGGACGCCCCUAUUGAGCGUGUGACCUAUUACCGGGUACUGUACACCAGCCCACUGGAGGGCGAGCGCGAGCUGUACCCUGCACCCCGCGGCACCGACACCACCGCCGUCAUCCCCAACCUCAGCCCCAACACCGAGUACACCAUCAAGGUCAUCCCAGUACAGGGCCGCACGCCCCUCCCCACCCUGCUGGGCAAGCAGGCAACUAGAGGAACUGAUGCCUCUGGACCCGUCCCUUCACCGACAUCCAUCCAGUUCUCUGAGGUGGGUUCCACCUUCUUCACUAUCACCUGGAUCUCCCCCAGCGUCCCCCUGACCGGCUACCGCGUGGUUGUCACCCCCAAGGACAGCCUGGCCCCCUCCAAGGAGCUCAACGUGGCCCCUGACUCCAGAAGUGUCACUGUGCCAGGACUCAUGGUUGCCACCCCUUACAUUGUGUACGUGUAUGCUCUGAAGGGUAUUUCUUCCAGCCCGCCUUUGACUGGAGAGAUCACCACCACUGACAAUCUGAGCCCGCCGCGCCGCGUGAAGAUGUCGGAGGUGCGGGACUCGUCCAUCACACUGACGUGGAGGGCCAAGGUGGAGCCCAUCACCGCCUUCCUCAUCGAGGCCAUCCCUGAGGACCGCAGGUACCCCACCAUCAGCAAGACGGUGCCCGAGGAGACCAAAACCAUCACGCUCACAGGACUGCAGCCAGGCACCUUCUACACGAUCAACAUGUACACCCUGAAUGGAAGCAACCGCAGCCCCCCCUUCACCCUCACCGUCACCACACCGUCCCCGGCACUGAACGCCCCCACAGACCUCCAGUUCUCCUCCAUCACCCCCAACUCCAUCACCUUCAACUGGCGCCCGCCCACCACUCGCAUCACCGGAUACUACGUCACCUACGAGGAGUCCGGCAGCCGCCCCCGCGAGCUCAUCCCCAGGCCACACGCCGGCCAGAACUUCGCCACCAUCAAUGGACUGAAACCAGGCACUGAGUACAUCAUCAAGAUUAUCGCCCUCCAGAACGGACAGAGGAGCACGCCAUUGGUGGGCAGGACCAGCACUCAACCUUCCGGCAGCUCGCUUCCGCUGCCCCCGCCGCCCUCACGCCCUGGCAGCGGCGCCGCCGACCGUCUGGACGUCCCCAACACCGACGGCGACGUCGACGACAACAGCGUUCAGGUGGUGGGCACCAACGGCCAGGACACGCUCCCGGGCCAGGGCCAGGGCAUAGAGUACACCGAGUACAACAACCAGCCCGCCGUCCAGCCCAACCGCCACCAGCCCUACCAGCCCUACCGGCCCCAGGUGGUCACACCGCAGAGGCCCCACCACGCCCUCAUCUACAUCCCCGAGGCGGGGCCCGACGGUAACCGGGUGCCGGUGGUGCAGGUGAAUGAAGGGCCCGGCCGCGGGCUUCCUAAUCCUUAUGGUUUUCCAGAGAACGACACGGGCAGACCGCAGGAGGCGCAGACGCAGACCGUCAUCACCUGGCAACCGCUGCCCCAGAGCAACUCCUACGAGGUCAUGUGCGAGCCGAUCACACACAGCAACGAGAAGACCUUCCAGAUGAGCCUUCCAGCCACAUCCACUAGUGCUACCCUGAUCGGGCUGACCUCUGGAGCUUCCUACAACGUCAUCGUGGAGGCCCUGAAGGACGCUCUCAGGCACAAGGUCUUUGAGGAGGUCGUCACCGCUGGCAACACUGUGCCAGUGUCUGAAGGGUCUGAGGGUCUUCCAGCCAAUGGGGACGCCUGCUACGAUACCUUCACGGCCACCUACCACAACGUGGGCGAGGAGUGGGAGCGCAUGUCCGAGACCGGUUUCAAGCUGUGGUGCAGAUGCCUCGGCCUCGGCAGUGGCCAUUUCAGAUGCGACUCCUCCAAAUGGUGCCAUGACAACGGCAACAACUACCGCAUCGGCGAGAGGUGGGACAGGCAGGCCGAGAACGGACACAUGAUGAGCUGCACCUGCCUGGGCAACGGCAAGGGAGAGUUCAAGUGCGAACCACACGAGUCUACCUGCUAUGACGACGGCAAGAUGUAUCACGUCGGCAACCAGUGGCAGAAGGAGUAUCUAGGAGCCAUCUGCACAUGCACAUGCUAUGGUGGCCAGCAGGGAUGGCGCUGUGAGAACUGCAGGCGUCCAGGAGGAGCCGAGGCUGGUAGCCCUGUCCAACCCGUUCGUGUCAAUACCUUCAGCGGUAACUAUGGAGAUACAAACUUCCGCAGAGUGAACAUCCAGUGUCCCAUUGAGUGCCUCCGACCCGACCUCCUUGCUGACGCCAUCGCUCCUCACAAUCCCAAUGAGUGAGCGCAACGGAUGCCUGCGAUGCGUUGCCACCCCCCUGCGCCCGAAGGCCCGCCUGCGCCGCUUGCAGCGGGACACCCGGCGGACAUCUUCCACUGAAUCCAGACGUGACAAAUGAGAUUGUACUAAAAAAACAACACACAACAUUAAUCGCCUGAACACCGUCCCUCCCUCCUGAACACAAUUUGUCCUUCCUCCCCAACACUGCAAUGCUUUGUCAGCUUUAUAAGACUGACAUCUAAUGACACGCUAAUGCUAGCCCCCCCUCCUCAAAACAAAAAACCUUAACUUUGCUCUAAGUUGUCCUCCGCUACCAUACAGAGAUUUGGUUGGUCGUCCAGGACUAUGUCUUUUGCCUUCAGUGUGUUGAAUUUUUGAAAAACUGUUGUGGUUCUUUUCAGAAACAUAUUGAAACACUUCAAUUAUUAUUAUUUUUUAAGUGUUAACACAUUCCAGCUCAUGUUGGAGCCCUACUAGCCAUUAACGGUCUCCAGGGCAUCUAGUCACGUCAAAAGGGAUUUUAAAAAUGUCCAAGCCAAAUUGCAUCUCUACUGAUUUGAGUCCUUCCAGAGAAGAUCUUCCCAGUAUUAGUGAGUUUAGUAGCAAUCUAUUUUUGUACUUUCACCAGAAAUGGAGCACUGUUUGAGAGAAUGUUGGCGUACCAGUCAUGGUGCAUUGAGGUUCGUUUCAGAUCCCAGUUUGUGUUUUUCGUUUGAGUCUUCGUUUUGUUUUUUCCUUCUGUGGCUCUCUGUUGUAAAAAUGAGAGCAGCACUGUGUUCUUUAAUGACUUAUGACACUUACUGAUUUGUUUGUAAUUUUCUAACUUUUUUUUGUUUGUGUUUGCUUUAAUUUAUCCCUUAAUUCUUGUUAAGUGUUUUCAUCAAAAUGCCAAGACUGGGAUGUAAAGUUUGAUUUUUGUACUGCAGGUGCCAAAGUCUUCACUACUGUCUUAAUUUCCCUUUUGGAUAAAAAAAUGACAAAGAACCUCAAA